Messenger RNA from Funneliformis geosporum, 987 nucleotides. Lineage: Eukaryota; Fungi; Glomeromycota; Glomeromycetes; Glomerales; Glomeraceae. The record is from the annotation of a GenBank genome assembly.
AUGAAUUACGAACAUAGUCGUGAACAAGAUGUAAAUUUGUUGACUAUUUCACGGCCAACUGACAAAGAUUUUAAUUCAACAAUUGCGAUUGUUGCUCAGCCAGACGGAUCUGGUCACCAGGAAGUUCCAACUUCUCCCGUACCUUCUCACGAUUCCGGUUUUACCGUAAGUCCUAGCACAUUUAGAGACGGCACUUAUGUUUCAAAUGACGUGGGAGCCACUAGUUCAGGAGUAGUUUUAACUGUUGGAACGACCUUUGAAAAUUGGGAACAUGUUGACGAAUAUCUUGAGAUAUAUGGGCGUGAGCAAGGUUUUGUCGUUAGAAAAAAACGUGUGGAAAGAGAUGAAAUGGGAAUGGUUAGGAAAAGGACGUAUGAUUGUGAACAUGGGGGACGAUAUACACCAAAGAAAAAGGCAGCGUUGUCCGAACAACGCAAUAGGACCUCAAAGCGUAUUGAAUGCGGAUGGCAUAUCAAUCUUUCUUUUCCCAAAACUAGUUCACACAUAACUGUUACCACUUUUGUAAAUGAGCAUAAUCAUACGUUAAAUCUUCAACAAACGCGAGAACCUCGUCCAUCAGCACAUGCAUCAUCGGCUCAUUCGGUUUCACCAAGGUAUCGAAGUGUGCUGGAAGCAGCAGCACCUAAAAAUCGUAGCUUACCAAAAUCUGUACUUGAAGAUAUCGAAUUCUAUACUCUUCAUGGAAAUCUUGGCGUCACAACCCAGCGACAAUUAUUGAAGGCGAAGUACCCAAAUCAUCAACUUCCCGCACGUGAUAUUGCCACUGCAGUUCAAAAGUUUAAAGGUGACACAGACAUAAAGCAAUUAGACAAUGACGCAGCAAAACUUUGGAUUUGGGAACUAGCUAGGAAAGCAACGCAAAUUGCGGUUGAUCAACAAGACCAUAGUUUAGAAGAGCUUUUAAAAAGUUAUAUAAAGGACAAGGAGGAACGUACGAGAACGAAUUCUCAGAAUACACAACAAUAA